Parathielavia appendiculata is the source of this 2200-nucleotide messenger RNA. Its product is annotated as Metallo-dependent phosphatase. The transcript has 2 exons. Lineage: Eukaryota; Fungi; Ascomycota; Sordariomycetes; Sordariales; Chaetomiaceae. Gene Ontology annotation, biological process: nucleotide catabolic process. Gene Ontology annotation, molecular function: hydrolase activity, acting on ester bonds; metal ion binding; nucleotide binding. The coding region runs from base 319 to 1986 and encodes 555 amino acids. The record is from RefSeq and is a predicted model, not a curated record.
CACGGAUUGACUUCUAGCAAAAUGAUAGGGCCUUGCUCCUUCCAGAUGAGUUUGCCAAGGCCGAAUCUAAUGAGUGACUCCAGGGAUAAGGCCUCCGCUCCUCAGCAGUACCACGAUAUAACUCGUCGACACAUCUGAGACAACUUGUUGGGCCCGAUCCAUGAAUCGUCUUUCCGUGGUUACACUGCACGCGCGAGCAAUCACCACAGUAGUGAAAGACCGCCACGCGUGCCUCAGGUCGACAUCCGCUUACACGAGGGGGCGUUUUGGGGUUUUGACUUGGAACGACAUCAUCUUCUCUCAUAUCUGCAAGUGACCAUGAAGUUCCUUCUCGCAAGCGCCUGCCUACUCGGCGCGGCCCUUGCAGCCAAGGAGGACCACCUCGUCAGCCGCAGGCUCUCCAAGCGCUUCAUCGACGAGGCUGGCAACUACAACAUCUCCUUCUACCACAUCAACGAUGUUCACGCGCAUCUCGACGAGUUCUCGUCCUCGGGCACCGACUGCACGCGGCCAGAACGCGGGUGCUUUGGAGGUUAUGCGCGCGUCAAGACGGUCCUCAAGGAGACGCGGCCGUCGCAUCCGGACUCGCUGCUGCUCAACGCAGGCGAUGAGUUCCAGGGGACCAUGUUCUUCUCCUUUUACGGCGGCGAGAAGAUUGCGGAGACGCUCAAUCAGAUCGGCUUUGAUGCCAUGACGCUGGGCAAUCACGAAUUCGACCGCGGGGAUGACCACCUGGGCGAAUUCCUUGAGAACCUGACCUUCCCCAUCGUCAGCGCCAAUAUUAUCUCGGACCAUCCGGUCCUGAACCGCACCAUCAAGCCGUUCCAUAUCUUUCCGCAGUACGAGCUGGCGGUGAUCGGUGUCACAACCGAGACCACCCCCGGCAUCUCAUCGCCGGGCAAGGGCACCACCUUCACCGACGCCGUGGCAGCCGUCCAGAACACAGUGGACCUGAUCCGUUCCACCACCAACAUCACCCGCAUCGCCGCCCUCACUCACAUUGGCUACGACGAGGACCAGCGUCUGGCGCGCGAGACGACCGGCCUGCACCUCAUCAUGGGCGGACACAGCCACACGCCGCUUGGCGCCUUCGCCGGCGCCGCGGGCCCGUACCCAACCAUCGUCGAGAACAAGGACGGCGACGAGGUGUUCAUCGUCACGGCGUACCGCUGGGGCGAGUACCUGGGCUACAUUGAUGUGACCUACGACGCCCAGGGCAAGAUCCUCUCGUACCAUGGCGGGCCGAUCCACCUGACCAACGCCACGGCCCAGGACGAGGAGCUGCAGACGCAGAUUGACGAGUGGCGGGGACCGUUUGAGGAGUUUGCGAAGCAGGAGGUCGGUUACACCAAUGUGGUCCUGGACCAGUCAACGUGCCAGCGGCAGGAGUGUUUGCUGGGUGAUUUCGUUUCCGACGCCCUGCUGCAAUACCGCCUCAACUUCAGCACCCCCGAGACGGCGCCCGCAUUCGCCAUCGUCAACGCCGGCGGCAUUCGGGCGACCAUUGACGAGGGUCCCAUCACCCGCGGCGAGGUCCUGACGGCAUUCCCCUUCAGCAACGCGGUGGUCGAGGUGACCAUGAGCGGAGAUCGCCUCUGGAGGACACUCGAGGGCAUCAUCUCCCGCGUCAACGUGGACAACGGCAGGCCAGUCACAUCGUUCCUGCAGGUCAGCCGCGGUGUGCACAUCGAGUAUGCCCCCUCGGCUGCCAACAGCACUAGCAACGUCCUGGUCUCGGUGACGAUCGGGGACAAGCCACUGGACAGGGCGGCCGAGUACAAGAUCGUCACUGUCGACUUCAUCGCUGGCGGCGGUGACAAUUUCUUCAGUCCCCCGUUUGAGGACCUGGUGGUCUUGGAUACCAUGGACCAGGUCCUGAUCAACCAUAUCGGUGCCACGUCGCCUGUGGACAUUGCGCUGGACGGGCGGUUGAAGGCCGUCAGCCGGUGCAAAGCAGCAAAGGCUAGGAGGGCUAGGGGCAAUUAGUUGGCCUUGCUUUGGUGUAUCUAAUAUAAGAACUCAUUAGGAAUCGAGCCUGAACAGGUUGUAAGUGAUCUGAACCGUACAAGACAGUGCAGCCAGUAGGGGACGAGAGAGGGUAAUGUCAUUUCGCGAUCUUGGCUGGAGCUAAAUGACUACCAGUUUCAGGCCUCCUUUUCCACGUGUUCCACCUCUUCGGCUGAUAGUCUCUUCUGGCUGG